Molecule: messenger RNA, 445 nt
Organism: Paramecium sonneborni
Lineage: Eukaryota; Ciliophora; Oligohymenophorea; Peniculida; Parameciidae
Source: the annotation of a GenBank genome assembly
AUUAUAUUAAAAUGUCUUUAGGUGUUCCUCUUAAAAUAAUGCACGAAGCAGUUCAUCAUAUAGUAACAGUUGAACUUAAGACGGGUGAGAUGUUUACAGGAUAUAUGGCAGAAGCAGAAGUAAUUAUUAAUUAUAAUCAAAUAAUAAUAAUAGGAUACAAUGAAUGUUAGAUUGGAUGAAGUAUAAAUGGUUACGAGAGAUGGAAGACCUAUGUCAUUAGAAUAAGUUUAUUUGAGAGGUAGUCAAAUUAGAUUUGUUGUGAUUCCUGAUGUAUUUAAAUAUGCACCUAUGUUCAAAAAAAUCAGAGCCAAUGCUAAAAGCAAAAAUAUGUAAUAAAUCAGAGAAAAAGCCAGAUAGGUUAGAGGUAUACUAUUCAUUUAAAUACAUUUAUAGAGGAAUUAGUGCCUCGUAUUAAAUAGGGUUUAGAGUAAUAAAAGAAAUGAUC